Messenger RNA from Vidua chalybeata, 2419 nucleotides. It is a transcript of the gene BCKDHA, whose product is annotated as branched chain keto acid dehydrogenase E1 subunit alpha. Gene Ontology annotation, biological process: branched-chain amino acid catabolic process. Gene Ontology annotation, molecular function: oxidoreductase activity, acting on the aldehyde or oxo group of donors, disulfide as acceptor. NCBI's taxonomy places the organism in Eukaryota, Metazoa, Chordata, Aves, Passeriformes, Viduidae. Bases 15 to 1295 code for a protein of 426 amino acids. The transcript has 9 exons. The record is from RefSeq and is a predicted model, not a curated record.
GCCCCCCGGCGAAGAUGGCGGCGCUGAGGGCGCUGCGGUGGCGGCGGCGCCUCCCGGGGCUGGGCCCGAGGCGGCUCCGGGGCACGGCGGCCGAGUCCCCCGAGGAGCGGCCGCAGUUCCCGGGCGCCUCGGCCGCCUUCGCCGAGCGCCUCGAGUUCAUCCAGCCGCAGGUGCUGGCCGGGAUCCCGGUGUACCGCGUCAUGGACCGGCAGGGACACGUGCUGCGGCCCAGCGAGGACCCCCAGCUGCCCAAGGAGCAGGUGCUGAAGCUCUACCGGACGAUGACGCUGCUCAACACCAUGGACCGGAUCCUGUACGAGUCCCAGCGCCAGGGCCGGAUCUCGUUCUACAUGACCAACUACGGCGAGGAGGGCACGCACGUGGGCAGCGCCGCCGCGCUCGACGCCGCCGACCUCGUCUUCGGGCAGUACCGGGAGGCAGGUGUGCUGCUGUACCGCGGCUACCCGCUGGAGCUGUUCAUGGCGCAGUGCUACGGCAACGCCCGCGACCCCGGCAAGGGCCGCCAGAUGCCGGUGCACUACGGCUGCCCCGAGCGCCACUUCGUCACCAUCUCGUCCCCGCUGGCCACACAGAUCCCGCAAGCCGUGGGCGCCGCCUACGCCAUCAAGCGCGCGGACGCCAGCCGGGCCGUGGUCUGCUACUUCGGGGAGGGGGCGGCGAGCGAGGGCGACGCCCACGCCGGCUUCAACUUCGCCGCCACGCUGGAGUGCCCCAUCGUCUUCUUCUGCCGCAACAACGGCUACGCCAUCUCCACGCCCACGGCCGAGCAGUACCGCGGCGACGGCAUCGCGGCGCGGGGCCCCGGCUACGGGCUGCUGUCGAUCCGCGUGGACGGCAACGACGUCUUCGCCGUGUACAACGCCACGCGCGAGGCGCGGCGCCGCGCCGUGGCCGAGAACCAGCCCUUCCUCAUCGAGGCCAUGACCUACCGGAUCGGGCACCACAGCACGAGUGACGACAGCUCGGCGUACCGCUCGGUGGACGAGGUGAAUUACUGGGACAAGCAGGACCACCCCAUCUCCCGCCUGCGGCUCUACCUGGAGCGCCGCUCCUGGUGGGACGAGCGGCAGGAGCGCGACUGGAGGAAGAGCUCCCGCAAAAUGGUGCUGGAGGCGUUCGAGCAGGCGGAGCGGGAGCCGAAGCCGCCGCCUCGCCUCCUCUUCUCCGACGUUUACCGGGAGAUGCCCCCGCGGCUGCGGCGGCAGCGGGAGGAGCUGGAGCGGCACCUGGAGAGCUACGGGGAGCACUACCCGCUCCAGCAGUUCCAGAAGUGACCCGGGAUCCCCCGGAACAUCCCGGGAUUCCCGAGAAAAUACCGGGAUUCCCGAAAAAAUCCCGGGGAGUCCCUAAAAAAUACCGGGGAUUCCCUAAAAAAUACCGGGGAUUCCCUGAAAAAUACCGGGGAUUCCCUGAAAAAUACCGGGGAUUCCCGAAAAAAUACCGUGAUUUCCCUAAAAAAUACCGGGGAUUCCCUGAAAAAUACCAGGAUUCCCUAAAACAUCCCGGGAUUCCCUAAAACAUCCCAGGGAUUCCCUGAAAAAUACCAGGAUUCCCUAAAAAAUCCCGGGAUUCCCUAAAACAGCCCGGGGAUUCCCUGAAAAAUACCGGGACUCCCUAAAAAAUACCGGGGAUUCCCUAAAACAUCCUGGGGAUUCCCUAAAAAAUCCCGGGAUUCCCUAAAAAAUACCGGGGAUUCCCUAAAAAAUCACGGGGAUUCCCUAAAAAAUACCGGGAUUCCCUAAAAAAUACCAGGAUUCCCUAAAAAAUCCCGGGGAUUCCCUAAAACAUCCCAGGGAGUCCCUAAAAAAUCCCGGGGAUUCCCUAAAACAUCCCAGGGAGUCCCUAAAAAAUCCCGGGAUUCCCUAAAAAAUACCAGGAUUCCCUAAAAAAUACCAGGGAUUCCCUAAAAAAUCCCGGGGAUUCCCUAAAACAUCCCGGGGAUUCCCUAAAAAAUACCAGGAUUCCCUAAAAAAUCCCGGGAUUCCCUAAAAAAUCACGGGGAUUCCCUAAAAAAUACCAGGAUUCCCUAAAAAAUCCCGGGGAUUCCCUAAAAAAUACCGGGGAUUCCCUGAAAAAUACCAGGGACUCCCUAAAAAAUACCGGGAUUCCCUAAAACAUCCCGGGAUUCCCUAAAACAUCCCAGGGAUUCCCUGAAAAAUACCAGGAUUCCCUAAAAAAUCCCGGGAUUCCCUAAAACAUCCCAGGAGUCCCUAAAACAUCCCGGGAUUCCCUGAGCACCCCCUGGGAUUCCCCAAAUCCGCCCCCAAAUCCCACCUGGAGACCUCCGGGGGGUUUUCCCGCCCCGGCAGUUCUGGAAAUUUCUGGAAUUCCCGGGAAUUCCCUAAAACACCCCCCCCUGAAUUCCCAAAUCCCCCCCAAUAAACGGCAUUUUCGGAGA